This is a messenger RNA of Pygocentrus nattereri (red-bellied piranha), 3767 nucleotides long. RefSeq names its product dihydropyrimidinase like 5a (gene dpysl5a). Gene Ontology annotation, molecular function: hydrolase activity, acting on carbon-nitrogen (but not peptide) bonds, in cyclic amides. The transcript has 13 exons. The coding region runs from base 161 to 1855 and encodes 564 amino acids. Gene Ontology annotation, cellular component: cytosol; cytoplasm. Lineage: Eukaryota; Metazoa; Chordata; Actinopteri; Characiformes; Serrasalmidae. The record is from RefSeq and is a predicted model, not a curated record.
GUGCGCCGCCGGCUCGGGCCGUGUGGAUGCUGUGACCGUAAGGUUUCCCGAGCGAAGCAUCUGCCUGUGUCUGCCUGCGGGUGUCAGCGAGCGUUACCGUCAGACAGCGCUGAAGGUGGGCGAACACGACUGUUUAGUGUACAACAAAGGAGGUAGAAUCAUGUCUUCUGGCUCUGCGAUGGUGCGUAUCCUUAUAAAGGGAGGCAAAGUGGUGAACGAUGACUUCACCCAGGAGGCUGACGUGUACAUCGAGAAUGGCAUCAUCCAGCAGGUGGGCAAGGAGCUGAUGAUCCCGGGUGGUGCCAAAGUGAUCGACGCCACUGGCAAGUUGGUGCUGCCUGGAGGCAUUGACACCAGUGUUCACCUGCAGGAGACCUUCAUGAAUGCCACCACCACUGACGACUUCUACAGCGGCACCAAGGCGGCUCUGGCUGGAGGCACUACAAUGGUGAUAGGUCAUGUGCUGCCUGAGAAAAACGAGUCUUUGCUAGAUGCCUAUGAGAAAUGCCGUUCUCACGCUGAUGCCAAGACCUGCUGUGACUAUGCUCUUCAUGUUGCUGUCACCUGGUGGGGUCCCAAGGUAAGGGCUCAGAUGGAGACGCUGGUGAGAGAGAAAGGAGUGAACUCCUUCCAGAUGUUCAUGGCUUAUAAGGACGUGUACAUGCUGAGGGACAGUGAGCUCUUCCAGGCCCUGCAGAACUGUAAGGACAUCGGAGCCAUAGCUCGCGUGCAUGCUGAGAACGGAGAGCUGGUCGCAGAGGGUGCCAAAGAAGCAUUGGAUCUGGGAAUCAGUGGUCCAGAGGGCAUCGAGAUCAGCAGGCCUGAGGAGCUGGAGGCAGAGGCAGUCCACCGAGCAAUCACCAUUGCCAAUAGAGCUCACUGCCCUAUAUAUCUAGUGAACGUGUCCAGCAUGUCAGCAGGAGAUGUUUUGGCCACAGCGAAGAUGCAGGGAAAAGUGGUCCAUGGGGAAACAACCACUGCCCAUGCAGUUAUAAACGGUCUUCAGUACUACCACCAGGACUGGGCUCAUGCUGCCGCUUACGUCACUGUGCCCCCACUGAGACUGGACCCUAACACACCCAACUUCCUGCUCAGCCUGCUCGGAAAUGACACUCUGAACGUGGUGACAUCUGACCACCGGCCCUUCAACACCAAACAGAAGGCCAUGGGUAAAGAUGACUUCACUAAGAUCCCUCAUGGAGUUCCUGGGGUCCAGGACCGCAUGAGUGUCAUCUGGGAGAAAGGAGUGGUUGGAGGGAAGAUGGAUGAAAACCGGUUUGUUGCUGUUACAAGCUCCAAUGCUGCAAAGAUCUACAACCUGUACCCCAGGAAAGGCAGGAUCAUCCCUGGAGCUGAUGCUGAUGUGGUGGUCUGGGACCCAGAUGCAACCAGGACCGUCUCUGUGACCACACAGUGGCAGGGAGGAGAUGUAAACCUUUAUGAGGGUUUGCGCUGUCAUGGUGUGCCGCUGGUCACCAUCAGUCGUGGCCGUGUGGUGUAUGAAAAUGGAAUCUUCACCUGUGCUGAGGGCUCAGGAAAGUUCUACCCCCUCCGGACCUUCCCAGACUAUCUCUACAAGAAGAUGGUGCAGAGAGAGAAGUGCCAGGCUCUGAAGGGAGUGGACCGUGCUCCCUACACAGGGGAUGUGGCUGCAGUGCAAAACUCAGGAAAGAAGGAGACGGCCCCUACGGUUGGAGACUUGAAUCCUCGUCCCUGCACCCGUCACGGAGGAAUGAGAGACCUGCAUGAGUCCAGCUUCAGCUUAUCCGGUGUCCAGAUUGAUGAUAACAUCCCAAAGAGAUCUUCCCAAAGGAUUUUGGCUCCUCCUGGUGGUAGAUCUAGUGGCAUAUGGUAACAUCAGCUGCUGCUAUUUUUGGAUCCACUGAACAACUAAACCUGAAAUUAAACACCUAAAUAUUAUUUGACGACUUCACAUCUGACCGAAAUUAUUUUACCCUAGUCACUUGCUACAAGCGUAACUAAAAAACCAAGUGUUGUUAAUGGUAUGAGGAGAAAAGGCACUAUAUAUGCUGAAGGAAAAUGGGAAAACAAGGUAUCAGUGUGUUUCUAGCGCAUGUGUGGAGAUGUGAGAGAUGUGAUUAUUGAAGCAUUACACAGGCAUUUCUUUUUUAGUUGGUUAAUCUGGUCUGGCUGUUGUUUGAUUAAAUAAAGUAUGGUAGUGGUGCAAGUAACUUAAGCUAUCUCCUGAUCUUGUCUACUUUAUCAUUAUACUGAUAACAGUGCACUGUGAUAUGCAACAGUUAAAAGAUUUCUAAAAAAAAAACAGUAAUUUGGACGUUUGGCAGAAAAUGGAAAGAAUUUUAUAUUACCAUGGUUAGAGGAUCUGUAACAAUGUAUAAUUAUUUAACCACAUUUUUUAAUUGUCUGGGCACAUGAUUCUGUGUUUACCUCAGUGUUUUAUCUCUGGAAUUGCACUUAUGUACAGUACAACCCUGCCUCUCCAUUUGUUAAACUGUACACCUGUUGUGGUCAAGUAAAACGUUUUCAGAAAUGAUGACGCUCCUCAGCUAAAUAUUAAGUUGCAACCUCAUCAUCGCUUUUGUAUUUGAUGUUUUAGUGUACUUGUUUUUCGUUUCUGUUUUUUUUUUAUUUUAUUUACCUGACUGUUGACUUGUGGGACUUUCAAAGGCAGUUUAAGUGAUCAAAUCUUGUUCUUGCCAUGGCAUCAGUUGAAGAAUUGGUGUAUCAAAUGAAGAAUUGGUGUAUAUUUAUUUUAUUCUUUUGUUGAUGGCUUGGCAUGUUUUUUUCACACUACACGGUGAGUGGUGACAACAGUGUGUCCCUGUGCGGUAGACUUGUAUUGUGUCACUAUUUGAAAGUAUUAUCGAUAGCUAAUCAUUCUUACAUUUGCUAAGGGUGUUUACGGUCAUUUAGCACAGCCCUGUACCUCCCACAAAUGUGAAUGAACAUGAUUGCCAUGUUUACAGAGUCACAUAUCAAGCUUGAUUUUCCCUUGUGUGUUUGAUUGCAUCUUGACAGUGUAGUCACUGUCAAGAUUAGGACUGCCUAAUGCCUAAAUGAGCUCAUGGUUCCACUGAUAAUGCCAAUAAUGUUCUCAAGCUUUUCACAAACGCCUGUGCAUUCUCUUCAGCUGUUGUCUUAUGAGCACUUCAAAUAGUUAGUUAUUUCAGGACUUGUUUGAAAGUAGUAGAAGGGACCGUUUUUAAAGACGCUUCAUCACAUGUUCACAUUCCAACUUUUUCCUUAGAAUAAUACGAUUUUUAUUUGACGUUAAUAAAUUAACACUGUGCAGUUGAGAGAAGCUCUGGUUUUCAAGUCAUGAAAAUAGCCUUCACAUUUGUAAUAUCCCUUUGUAAACCACAGUAAAACGUCUCAUCUUUCCCUGUAAUGAAUGACUGAAUAACCACUGAAAAUGGCCAAAUAGUUCACAAACGUACAGAAGUGGUAGAUUAAAAAGACAUUCACUGCAAAUAUGUGUCUUUUACUGGUUCUUGUUCCACAUGCCUCAGUAGUUUAGCUCAAAGCAUUGGGAGACCCCACUGUAGAGAUUAUGUGACUUAGUGUAAUAACUAAGCAGUAAAAACGUCACAGUAAAACACUCCAGCAAAAACAGUAGGACAUAGAUUUUUUAUUGGUGCUGAAUAUUCAUGUAUGUGUGGAUGUUUAUGUUUCAUUUUGGAUUCAGUACAUUUUUCAACCUUUUUUUAAUCUAAUGUAUGUAUGCACUAUAAUUGUAUGUAUGUUAUGUUCCUCUCAUGAGUACAAAUAAACCCUGUCCAACCUGA